This is a messenger RNA of Medicago truncatula (barrel medic), 1771 nucleotides long. RefSeq names its product protein OSB3, chloroplastic/mitochondrial. The transcript is spliced from 10 exons. Gene Ontology annotation, molecular function: single-stranded DNA binding. Gene Ontology annotation, biological process: positive regulation of helicase activity; mitochondrial DNA replication. Bases 10 to 1482 code for a protein of 490 amino acids. NCBI's taxonomy places the organism in Eukaryota, Viridiplantae, Streptophyta, Magnoliopsida, Fabales, Fabaceae. Gene Ontology annotation, cellular component: mitochondrial nucleoid. The record is from RefSeq and is a predicted model, not a curated record.
UUAAAAAUCAUGGACCAAAAUGAAUAUUACCCAUAUAAAACUACUCCACUUGCAUUUGGGAGGGUUUUGGAAACUCAUCGAAAUUCGAAAGGGUUUAGAAAAAUGAGCCCAAUACGGCGAGUUUUACUCCUCCGUCUCCGAUCCACCACCACCAACUACUCCACCGUCGCCACCACCACUCGCAAAUCAUCGAAAUCCAAACUCCAAAAACCAACCGAAAUCCCAUUUCAACCCAAACUCGCCAACUCCGUCAACCUAAUCGGCACUGUUAACAAACCUAUUCACUUUCAAACCUCCACCGACGGUAACCCUUCCGCCGCCACUGUCAUCACUCGUCUUGGUCAUGAUCCUUCUCAGUUCUUGAUUCCUCUUGUUUUUCAUGGUGAUUUGGCUCUUACCGCGCAGUUUCAUCUUAAGCUUAAUGAUGUUGUUCAUGUUGAGGGUCAACUUUCUACUGAAGAUGAUCAAAUCAAACUUGAUAAACCUCAACAAUAUCAGUUUCAGGUUAAGGUGCAAAGUCUUAAUUUUGUUGAAGGUUAUCCUCGUGUUAAGAAGGCUAGUUUAACGUCUAAGGAGAAAUCAGAUAUUGAGGAUGAAAGCGAGAAUGAUGAAAUAAAGUCAUCGGAGAAGGAUAUCCAUUCCGAGAAAACUGAGCAACAUGACACAAGGAAAUCCUGGAGGGAUGUCAUUAAUAAACCCAGUCAAUGGAAGGCUGUUCAUUCACCAAAGGAGAGUCCAAAGAAUGCAGAUUUUGAAAGCAAGACGGAAGGUGAAUUACAACCUGGACUGAAACAAUCAACAACCAGUGCAAAGAAAUACACUGGCUCUUUGUCAAGUACUUGGGGCGACCUUCUAGAUGAUCCAAAGAAGUGGUGGGAUUUUCGUGAUAGCAAACGCAAUGGAUCGGUGAAUCCAAAGUACCCUGACUUCAAGCGCAAGGAUGGAAAUGUUUCCAUCUGGCUUGACAAGGCUUCAAAGUCGGUUUUAUCUAGACUGAAAGAACUGGAAUUUGAUACUCCGCCUGUUAAACCCAAACAAACAAAAGACAGUAAAGGUGAUGAGUCCUGGAAUGAUUUGCUGCAAAACCCAGCUAAAUGGUGGGAUAAUAGAGUAGACAAGAAAUAUGCAAGAGCUCCAGAUUUCAAGCACAAAGAUACUGGUGUAGGGCUGUGGCUUAGAGAUUCACCAAGUUGGGUUUCAUCUAGAUUGAAAGAACUGGAGGUUGAAAGUACAUCUGUUAAAUCCAAACAAGCAAAGGACAGUAAAGGUGAUGAAUCCUGGAAUGAUUUGCUGCAAAAUCCAGCUAAAUGGUGGGAUAAUAGACUAGACAAGAAGAAUCCAAAAGGACCCGAUUUCAAGCACAAAGACACAGGUGAAGCGCUAUGGCUUAGAGGUUCCCCAAGUUGGGUGUUGCCAAAAUUGCCACCCUUGAAGCCAAAACAACAAAGUGCAGAAACUAGCUGGAUGCAAACAUCAGCUUAAUGAGCAUCAGAAAAAGAAGCAGAAACUGAAGUCAUUUACCAAGCUGGAUGUAUCUUCUUAUCAGUUCUCUCUGUUUCACCUCCAUGUAAUUAAUUAAUUAAUGCCUUCUUAAAGUUCUGAUGUGUAUAAUCAUAGCGACUCGGCAUUAGACUUAUUUUUUUCUAGGCAGCUAUUUUAGCUAAUUUUCAAGCACGUACAUUUUUAUCAGAAUUCUGAGCACUAUUAUACUUAUGAGGGUAAUCCUUUGUCAUUUGCUGGUAAAGUUCCAAUAUGACUGUUUUUUCAAAAU